UGCGCAAUGACUGGUCGCGGAAAGAGUGGAAAGGGAUUGGGAAAAGGAGGUGCGAAGCGUCAUCGUAAAGUUCUUCGUGAUAACAUCCAGGGAAUCACUAAACCGGCUAUCCGUCGUCUGGCUCGUCGUGGCGGUGUCAAGCGUAUUUCCGGCUUAAUCUACGAAGAGACUCGUGGUGUUCUCAAAGUUUUUCUUGAGAACGUCAUUCGUGAUGCAGUCACGUACACCGAGCACGCUAAGCAGAAAACUGUCACAGCCAUGGAUGUCGUCUAUGCACUGAAGCGUCAAGGCCGUACUCUUUACGGAUUUGGCGGUUAA
Molecule: messenger RNA, 318 nt
Organism: Venturia canescens
Lineage: Eukaryota; Metazoa; Arthropoda; Insecta; Hymenoptera; Ichneumonidae
Product: histone H4-like
Exons: 1
Coding region: 7-318 (103 amino acids)
Biological process (GO): nucleosome assembly
Cellular component (GO): nucleosome
Molecular function (GO): structural constituent of chromatin; DNA binding; protein heterodimerization activity
Source: RefSeq, a predicted model, not a curated record